This is a messenger RNA of Xiphophorus maculatus (southern platyfish), 2443 nucleotides long. RefSeq names its product solute carrier family 43 member 3-like. Gene Ontology annotation, biological process: transmembrane transport. The transcript is spliced from 12 exons. The record is from RefSeq and is a predicted model, not a curated record. Lineage: Eukaryota; Metazoa; Chordata; Actinopteri; Cyprinodontiformes; Poeciliidae. Bases 727 to 2310 code for a protein of 527 amino acids. Gene Ontology annotation, molecular function: transmembrane transporter activity.
UGGGUAUUUUGGACCCUGGGGAUGCUUGGAAACCAUGUGCGCCUCGCCCACCUAAUGCGUGGGGCUUUUCCUGUCUGGUUCCAGGGACAAAACAGUCAUGGACAAAGGGGUCGCUGUAGGGGAUCUCAACACGCCACGUAAGUGAUUCUGCCGUAAGGAGGAAUGCAAAUAUUCAACGCUAUGGGAUCUUGAUGCACGAUUGCACCUCAUCACCUGCUGAUGUGAGCAUCCGAACAAUGCUGUCUGCCCGCAAGACUGCCAGCAAGUACUACCGAACAGUUUAUUAAAAUUGCCUUCGUCAAAAAUCCUACUCAUUUUAAAACUAAAUGUUUUCAACCCUGUCAUUUUAAAACACUUUAUUUGCAGUCAUUUUUGCGGUACGGAGCCCUGGGGCAUCGCUUAUCAGUGAUGGGGUGGGGGCGCGGGGGUAAAAUCCCCAGCCUUCAAAUCCCCAGCCUUCAGUCUGUGUGAAAAUAUUACAAAGUUCAACUGAAGAUAACAGGCGGCAGCACCAAGUGCAUAACCUCCAAACCUUCUCACUGUUGCUGCUGCUCAGCACAUUCUCCCACGAGAUGGAAACAGGAGCUGGAUGGUGAAUUGAGUUAAAGAUUAAGGUUCAGAGUGCUGAGACUGAAACCACGUGGGAGGAAGUGCAUGUUGACACAAAGACCGGUGAACAUGUGCUUGUGAGUUUUUCUGCUGCCGAGUGUUUUUAUGUGAGUGACCAUGCCGGAGCCGCAGAGCAAGUUUUCGGUGCGACGCUGCCUCACCUUUGCCACAGGCCUGCUGGAGUGUCUCUGUUUCGCUGGAGCUGUGUUUGGGUGGGCUGCCCUUGUUUUUGUCCUCAAAGAAGACCGUUACUUCAGCUUUCUGUGUGUUAACGGCACAGGCGUCAACGGCACGCAAACUCUCGACUGCAGUGCACAGGAUGAACAGUUCUCGCUCAUUUUCACCAUCGCCUCUUUUAUGAAUAACUUUCUGACGCUGCCCAAUGGUUUCCUGUUUGAUCGAUUUGGUACCACAGUGACUCGACUCUAUGGAAUAUUCCUUUACACCAUGGGCACCUUGAUGGUGGCUUUCUCCUCCUCAGCUCUGGCCUACCUGCUCUUUCCGGCUCUUUCUUUUCUGGCUGUUGGAGGCAUCUUACUUCUCAUGACAAACAUGCAGGUUGGAAACCUGUUUGGCUCCCGCCGUUCCACCAUUAUCACUCUCUACAACGGGGCAUUUGAUUCUUCCUCAGCGCUCUUCCUCAUCGUCAAGCUGUUGCAUGAGAUUGGUGUCUCUCUUCGUGCCGCCUUCCUCUUUCUGUCGGCCUGCAGCGUCAUCCACAUCCUCAGGACGUUCUUCCUGCUCCCCAGAAACCUUAUUCCUUACCCGCUGCCGGAUCGCUACACAUAUGGAGUCUCUUGUGGUAAAUCGGUGACUGCGAGCGCAGAGGUGGCAGCAAAUGGUGAGGCGCUUCCAGCAGCUGAAGAAACGCCUCUCACAAACAAUGCUCCUGUCAAACAAGGUCCAGUAUUUAACAAAAAACACAAAGACUAUUAUUUACAUAUCUCUUUUAUCUGGUGUAGAUUUAUUUCUUUUUGUUGUUUUACUGGAUUUAAUAACUUUGUGUCUCUUUUUGCCCUUUCAGAGAAGACUUUCCGAGAGUGUUUGCUGUCCAGGUUCUUUUUGUGGCACCUGCUCUGGCUGUCGGUGAUGCAGCUCAGGCACUACCUGUUCAUCGGCACGCUCAACCCCAUGCUGCAGCGGCUGACUGGAGGACAGCCCUCACUGGUGAGCCAGUACACCAACGCCUUUGCCAUCACCCAGCUGUGUGGAGUGCUGUGCGCUCCCUGGAACGGCCUCAUCAUGGACCGACAUAAAGGCAAACCGCGAGCUGCAGGAGAGACGGAGCAGGAAGCUGAUCUGCGGGCGACCGUGCUUUCUUUAUUCCUGACGGCGCUGCAGUGCGUCUUGUUCUCUCUGUGUGCCUCCACCCCUUACCUCCCACUUCAGUACCUCACCUUCAUCCUGCAGGUGCUGAACCGCUCCUUCCUCUACGGCGGCAACGCAGCCUUCAUCAGCGUGGCGUUUCCAUCUUGCCACUUUGGGAAGCUGUACGGUCUGGUCAUGGCUCUGUCUGCAGUGUUUUCUCUGCUGCAGUAUCCCUGCUUUGCUCUGGUGAAAGGACCUCUGGGUGGAGAUCCUUUAUAUGUGAACGUCGGCCUGACGCUGCUCAGCGUGUUAGCCUUCAUACAUCCCGUCUUCGUCUACAUGCAUUGUCGAAAUCUUGCCUCUGAGAGAGCAAAGAGCAAAGCUUCAUCUUAAAGAGUGCAAAACGAGGAUGGUGAUUUCUCUUUAAAGCUUUCCACCAUGGUGGUCGAGUAUCAUUUCUUUUUUUUCUCCGAAGAGUUUUUGCAGCGCUAGUGGCUCGUAUUUUUUCUACAGUAGGCAGACAGGA